CAGAGUGUUCCAGUCCGCAACCCCUUGGUAUGGAGGACGGGACAAUCCAAGAUGAUCGCAUCACGGCGUCCAGUAUUCUGAGCACUACAUAUCCAGCCCGGGAGGCACGCCUCAACAAUGACAAGGGAUGGUUAGCCUCGAGUGGCGACGCCAAUCCCUGGAUCGAGGUGGACCUCGUCCAGAGUACAGUGGUGACGGGCGUCAUCACACAAGGCGGCUACAGUUGGUAUGUGACUGCGUACAAGGUUGCGUAUAAGAAGCAGCCCUCAUCCGACCGUGAACACGUGACGGAUGGAAACGGAAACGUCAAGGUGUUCAUCGGUAACACUGAUGCCGACACCUCGGUCGCUAACCUGUUUGAUGAGAGUGUGGUCGCCACGGUAGUGCGCAUUGAGCCUUCUGAAUGGCAGAAUGGUGGUGCUUUGCGAUUGGAGCUGCUUGGAUGUCGUCGUGGUUAAUUCAGCUGAAGCAUUCAGGUGAUUCUCUCCGAUAGCGCUGACAAAAUUUCACUCUAUAUAAAAGUAAAUGCGACGGUAGAUGAUAUUAAGGUUGAUAAUAAAUACCAUGCUUUGUAGGAGGAAUAUUUACACAAA
This is a messenger RNA of Patiria miniata (bat star), 593 nucleotides long. RefSeq names its product lactadherin-like. The transcript has 3 exons. Bases 30 to 458 code for a protein of 142 amino acids. Lineage: Eukaryota; Metazoa; Echinodermata; Asteroidea; Valvatida; Asterinidae. The record is from RefSeq and is a predicted model, not a curated record.